Molecule: messenger RNA, 1223 nt
Organism: Oreochromis niloticus (Nile tilapia)
Lineage: Eukaryota; Metazoa; Chordata; Actinopteri; Cichliformes; Cichlidae
Product: low affinity immunoglobulin gamma Fc region receptor II-like
Exons: 5
Coding region: 71-766 (231 amino acids)
Biological process (GO): immune response; cell surface receptor signaling pathway
Cellular component (GO): external side of plasma membrane
Molecular function (GO): transmembrane signaling receptor activity
Source: RefSeq, a predicted model, not a curated record
CUACAUCAGGUCCUCAGUGAGGUGGGCGUAGAGCUUUGCUUGCGUCACUCUGAGACGAACAUGCAGCAGAAUGGCAGAAACAUUUCUACUGUGGUUCUUCUAUCUGACCUCACUGCUGUGCCACACAACAAAUCAAGCUCGACUGACUGUGAGCCCCAGCAGCUCUCAGCUGUUUGAAGGUGACUUUUUGUCUGUGAGCUGUGAGGGGGAGGACGGCCCUGCUGGAUGGACUGUGAGGAGGAACACGUCCAAACGACAGAGGAGUCGGUGUGGAGAUGGGUGGGGAAAACAAGUCGGUUCUUCAUGUACCAUCACCUACAUCUUCAGAAGGGACAGUGGUGUUUACUGGUGUGAGUGCGGAGAGGGAAUAACCAGUAACACUGUCAACAUCACUGUGACUGGUGGCCCAGUGAUCCUGCAGAGUCCUGUGCUUCCUGUGAUGGAGGGAGACAGCAUCACGCUCCUCUGUAAAGCAAAAUCCACACAUUCAAACCUCCCAGCUGCUUUCUAUAAAGAUGGCUCCUUCAUUGGGACUGAGUUGACAGGUCACAUGACCAUUCCUCGUGUUUCCAUGUCUGAUGAAGGCCUCUACAAAUGUCACAUUAGUCAUCAUGGAGAGUCUCCACCCAGCUGGAUCACUGUCACAGCCCCACUGACUACGCUGAUCCCAUCCACUGCUCAGCCUACAGAUUCAGCUCCGCCCCCUGUCUUAGCUCACCUGCCACUUGUAGCGACCCCGGUCUUCCACCUGAUGGUGUUCUGUUGAUAUUUUAUCUCCACCGUCCUUAUGUUGUUGUUACAUCGACAAAGACCCUCAGGUAACAUUCACUGUCAGAUACUCAGCUGAUCAUUGUAUCUGUUGUACUUUUCUUUUUUCUGUCUUAUAGAUACUGUUCAUAUGUAAAAUAAAAUAAAAAUCACAAGAGAGUAGAAAUCUUUAUUGAAAAUAGCCAGGGGUCAUGUACAGGUAAGCAGUCAGCAUGAUGGACACACCACGUGAAGGCAGACAAGAGGCAAAAAAAUAAGGAAGAGGCAAUACACAAGGACAUAAGGAAAAAUCAGAAGAAAUCUGAACCAUGACACAUUUCAUUUCUGCUUUAGUAUGCAGCUGCACAUGUGCCUUCCUCAUAUGUUUAUUUUUACUACUUCAAAUUGAAAUUUUUUGUCAUUUGUUUCCUUAUUUAUUUUGCCAGUUUUGGUCCUCCAUACAAAAAACAAACUUU